CCGCCAUCCCAGCCUUCCCUCGGUCGUCCCAAUGGAAGGAACAGUCUCAUCUUCUCCCUCAGAAAUGCUGUACAAUGUAGAGAAAAUCUGGGUCAUCCAUCAGCCUUUCCUCCUAGCGCAUGGCUAUCAGUUGCGUGAGCGGUAUCGGCCUGGGUGGCCGUGGGUUGGGACACAUAACUUUGGCUUGUACGAGGACGAUAUCGCGAAUUUCAAGCCAAGCACUCUCGAUGCGGUCCGACUCAGUGACGGUCAGAAGGUCGUUCUGAAGCGGGUCCAGACGAAUGGUGGCGAACUGGCCAUCCUUCGAUAUUUCGAAACAUUCCGCUCUGAUCCGCGCAAUCGUACGGUGCCUGUUCUUGAGAUCCUGAGUAUGGAGGACACACCUUGGUCUUUCAUCGUCAUGAAGUACGCUCGCAUAUUUGUCUAUCCACCCUUCCAUUGUCGGCAAGAGUUCUUUGAAGCAAUGCGGCAAUAUUUGGAGGGCUUGGAGUUCAUGCAUGAGCAUAAUGUCGUCCACUUUGACAUUGCUAUACAAAACAUGACGAUGGAGGAAUCCCUCAUCGUUCCCCGAGGAUCGCACUUCUGCGACCAGCGCACGCAUACAGGAAACUACGGGUGGUUCCGAUGGCGAGAUCGGUGCUCCGUGACGGAGCCCAUAAACUAUUACUACAUCGACUUCGGCCUCUCCUUAUACUUCCCAGAUGGAACAGCCACCGCACAACACACAGCCUUACUCAGAACGUUCCCCGAUUGUCCUGAGCUCUCGCUAACGAAGCCCUAUAACCCAUUCCGGGUGGAUGUGUACCAGCUGGGAUUGGCCAUGCGGAAAGCUAUCAAAGAUUAUCCGGACCUCCAAGUCUUCCGGCCGUUGGCGGAUGAGAUGAUGCAGGAGGACCCCGAAUCUCGGCCCAGUCCUUCGGAAGCUCUAGCGAGCUUGCAUAAGAUCGCGGAAUCGAUUCCGCUGGCAGAGUUCCGAGCGCGAAUAUGGAAAAGAGAUACCAGCAUCUGGAAGAAGCUUUGUCGCUGGAUUUUCGGAGGGUAUUACAAGGAUUAUUUCUUUCUGGAGGACGAUUUUGCUUUGAAUGGCAAGUAUUAAGAAUGUGAGGACGUUGCUUUUCUCGACCGAAGCGCUUCUCAGCCAUAUACAAAUCAAAUGUAUAAUGGACGGUGUAGUUUGUAGUUCGUUGCUAACAAUCCGUGAGGCUCGGAUUGGCACAUUGUGAUCAACGUGACGACGUCACUAUCGUUCUCCGAGACUCAGACCGCCCUGAGUCGGUGCUGUACACUCCAGGUUCUUCGUUCUGCGCCCAUGAGUGACUCUGGUAUCCCGACCACGAAAGAGCAGCUUGUUUCUCAGUUCGACCGGAGUGUCGCCACCGUUCAGGUGUACGCCGACGAAUUGGAGCAAGUGUAUGCACGCCCUGCUCUCCGACGCGCCACGAUUUUCUUCAAUGAGCAGCCAAUUGCCUCGGUCUUCCUCUUCGUGUUCCUUGGUCUGGCAUUCUUUCCCAUCUUGACGUUCCUGACAGCCUCUGUGUUAACUGUCCUCUCGCUGUCGCUCCUGGCGCUUGGGAUCGUCUUGGCUCUAUCCUGCACUUCGAUACUGUUCUUCUUCUCUAUCCUCGCGCUAAUCCUGAUCGCGGUCUUCUUCGUCUCGAUAUUUACAACGACUGCCGCCUUCUCAUCAUAUUCUGCUUAUCGUCUCGUGGUGUCCGUGCGCUCUGCAGGUCGUGAAGGGGUCUGGGACUGGGUGGAGGAGACGAAAGGAUAUAUCAUUAGCCAGGGAGACGCAACGGGCAGGGGACGGUAUUCUCCCGACGACACGACGGAGGAUGGAGAGCCUCUUAUGACGACAGAGGCACACGACAGCAGCGACAUCAAGGAGGAAACGUAGUUGCUUUCUACUUGUUCCUGGGUUCUUGUGGGGUGUUGUGACAGGGACUUCAGCCCCAUCGACAGGAUAAGACAUUGUGGCGAUCAUUCAUCCAUAUCUUUUGAAGAAUGCGACCGGUGUUCGAAGUGCGAGCUAUCCUGGAUAGUAUUCAACCGGCACGGAUCGCCUCAAAGAUAUCAGACCAUGGGCAGGUCUCACAAACAAGUUAUGUACCAUGAAGCGAGAGCGACAUGGGCGCACAAGCUGGGACGGGGCUGCCAGACUCUCAAGAGACUAUCGAUGAGUGAGUCGGUUUUCGACAUUCCGUUCGGACCUUCUUUGGAAAUUUAGUGCUGUUUUUCACUGUCACGGGAAUAAGUGUGAAGGUCCAGCUUCGUGUGCUGUCACUUUCAUUUGUUUGAGUGUUCAUAGAGCUAGCUUCAAUUUCCGUU
Messenger RNA from Mycena citricolor, 2325 nucleotides. The record is from the annotation of a GenBank genome assembly. Lineage: Eukaryota; Fungi; Basidiomycota; Agaricomycetes; Agaricales; Mycenaceae.